CAGAGGCUGCAGAGAUGCUAACAGCUCAGACACACAAACACACUCUGACAGGAGCUAACUGCUAACACACACACACACACACAGGCAGAGAGACAGACAGACAGACACACACACACACAGGCAGGGAGACAGACAGACAGACACACACACACAGGCAGACAGGUAGAGGCAGGCUGAAGCUGGCAGCACACACACUUUGACACACACUGAACUAGCUGCUGUUAGCAUGCUGUGGAGAGAAGGCUAAUCUACUGACACACACACACACACGCACGCACACACGCAAAGCAAUGCAGUGUCCAGGGCUUUCAAUUGGACGGUGCAGAUGUAGUCAAACCUCAGAUUGACAAACAUUUGAGUGGGGAGUGGAGCCUGCAGGUGGUGAUGUCAAAGCGAGGAGCAGGAGGGCGGGGUAAGGGGGAGCGACUGGACACCAUGGCAACUCUUCAAGCAGCCAAUGAGGAGCUCAGAGCAAAACUGACAGAGAUCCAGAUCGAACUACAACAGGAAAAGAACAAGGUGAGCCGACUGGAGAGGGAGAAAAGUCAGGAGCUGAAGGCAGAGCAUCACCGGGCGGCGGUUGCUGUGACUGAGCUGAGGACCAAACUCCACGAGGAGAAGCAGAAGGAGCUCGCACUCACCCGGGAGACGUUACUACGGCAACAUGAGAUGGAGCUCAUGAGGGUCAUAAAGAUCAAAGAUGGUGAAAUCCAACGUCUUAAUGGACUGGUGCUCACCUUAAGGGACGGAUCCACAGACAAGGUGAGGAGCGCCCUGCUGGGGGAAGUGGAGGAGGCGAGAAGGAGCUGGGAGGCGGAGCGUUGUCGCUUCCAACACGAGAUUCUUGAGCUGAGAGGAGCAAAGAGGAAUGCCGAGGAGGCACUGACAUCGGCUCAGCAGGCCUGCCAGGCCAGAGCAGCCGAGCUGCGAUCAGCUCAUCAUCAACACCAAGAGGAGCUUAACAGGACCAAGAGAGACUGUGAGAGAGAGAUUCGCCGCCUGAUGGAUGAGAUAAAGCUGAAGGACAGAGCUGUCAGUGUUUUGGACAAAGCCCUCGGUCUGCAGGCUGGACACGCCCACCGCCUCCAGCUGCAGACUCAGGCUGCUGAACAGCAAAUUGCAGCCCUGAGAGAUGCACAGAGGGCGGGGCUAAACCACCCCACUCUUAACCCCAACCCCUACAACGCUCCUCACAUUUCUCAGGAGGAUCGUGACACUCGGAGGUUUCAGCUGAAGAUAGCUGAGCUCAGUGCCGUCGUCAGGAAGUUAGAGGAUAGAAACGCUCUACUGUCAGAAGAACGCAACGAAUUGUUGAAGCGCCUGAGAGAGGCCGAGAGUCAGUUUCUUCCUCUUCUGGACAAGAACAAGCGUCUGAGCCGCAAAAACGAAGAGCUGGCUCUAGCACUGCGUCGCCUCGAUAACAAGCUUCGCUUCGUCACCCAGGAGAAUCUGGAGAUGGUAACUAUGAGGAGGCCAAGUUCAUUAAAUGAUCUGGACCGCAGCCACUCCACCAGUUACCAUGGUUACAGUCAGGACGAGAGAGAGAUGGAGUUUCUGCGGUUACAAGUCCUGGAGCAGCAACACAUCAUUGAUGACCUGUCCAAGGCUCUGGAGACAGCUGGUUAUGUGAAGAAUGUGAUUGAGAGAGACAUGUUACUGAGGUACCGGCGUCAGGAAUCGGUGAGGAGGAAACGGACCUUCAGAGCCUGCAGGGUCAUUGAGACGUUUUAUGGCUAUGAUGAAGAGGCGUCUGUGGAUUCUGAUGGCUCGUCUUUGUCCUUUCACACUGACAGAACUCCAGAUACUGAACCAGAUGAGGUAUGCGUGCGUGAGGAGGCGGAGCUUCGUUACCGUCAGCUGACUCAGGAGUACCAAGCGCUGCAGCGAGCAUAUGCUCUGUUAGCGGAGACGAGUGGCGGAAACUACGAUGCAGAGAAGGAGAUCAAGACCAGAGAGCAGCUGCUGAGUGAGAUCAGUCGAUACCAGAGCAGAGUUUCAGAUCUGGAAUCCGCGCUGAAGCAGCAAGGACUGGACCUGAAGUGGGUGGAGGAGAAGCAGGCGUUGUAUCGGAGGAAUCAGGAGCUGGUGGAGAAGGUCAGGCAGAUGGAAGGUGAAGAGCUGCGACUGAAAAACGACAUUCAGGAUGCCAAAGACCAGAACGAGCUGCUGGAGUUCAGGAUCCUGGAGUUAGAGGAGAGGGAGCGGCGCUCACCCGCCAUCAAUUUCCAACAGCUCCAUUUCCCAGAAGGCCUCAGUCCUCUACAGGUUUACUGUGAGGCAGAGGGAGUCACUGACAUUGUGAUGAGUGAGCUGAUGAAGAAGCUCGACAUUCUGGGAGAUAACGCCGUAAGUAAUCUGUCCAAUGAAGAGCAGGUGGUGGUAAUACAUGCCCGGACGGUACUCACUCUAGCAGAAAAGUGGCUGGAGUCCAUUGAAGUGACAAAAUCGGCUCUGCAGCAGAAAAUGUUGGACAUCGAGAGUGAGAAGGAGCUGUUCAGUAAGCAGAAAGGUUACUUGGAUGAAGAGCUGGACUACAGGAAGCAGUCGAUGGAUCAGGCCCAUAAGAGGAUCCUGGAGCUGGAGGCCAUGUUGUUUGAGGCUCUGCAGCAGGAAGAGGAAUCCAGGAUAGAGGGAUUAAAGCUGGAGGGUCGACUGUCUGAGAGUCUGACAGAGGGAGAGAGAGAGGAGCUGAGGAGAGCCAUGGACCAGUGGAAACGAACUGUGAUGUGUGAGCUCAGAGAGAGAGAUGCCCAAAUCCUUCGAGAGCGGAUGGAACUACUGCAGCUCACCCAACAGAGGAACAAGGAGCUUGAAGAAUUUAUAGAAGCACAGAAACGACAGAUUAAAGAGCUGGAAGAGAAGUUCCUUUUCCUGUUUCUCUUCUUCUCUUUGGCCUUCAUCCUAUGGUCCUAACAGCAGCAGUGUGUGCAGACCACCACAGUCCAGCAGCUGAGUAGCCAGGUCAGCUCAGUCUGGAUCAGACCAGGAGGACUCGAAAGGAUUCCUGGAACCAGCAGCUCACCAACCGAGGGUCUAUGGGUUCUCUGUUGCCAGCCAAUCAGAGCAGAGCCCAGCUGUCAGCUGGCUCUCAAACUAUCCUGUUACACCUUCCUAGAAUGCCACUGUGCUGUCUCACAAUGACUGAUGGCUUCGUUUCAGCUUGCUGAUGAUCAGCUAAGUAAAAGAGUCUGGCCCAAACUGGUGUUGGACUCUUACUAGCUAAUCCAGGUGACACCCUAUAUGAUUAGCUUAGGUCGCUGAUUUUGAAGUUGUCAGAUGGGGUUGGUUCAGUAACCUGUGACAGAUGCGUGAGCUCAGCAGAGUUAGGCUGAAGAGCAAAAUCUCUAUAAGAACUAGACAUAAAAACAUCAGAAACCAGCCUGACAGAAGUUUAGUUCAAUAAUUCUUUGUUCUGAUUGGCUGUUCCACCUGAAGAGCAGACAGUGAAUUUAGCUCGUCCCGCUUUAUUCACAGAGCUAAGGUUACACCUGGUUCUGUCUGCAACAGAAGAAGGACCUCCACAAUGUCAGGAGGUCUGUUAGGAGAUAAGAGUGAAGUGAAGUGGUCCAGAUAAACCAGGUUCAGGAGGUCCAGAUAGACCCGGUUAACCAGGUCCACACAAACCAGGUUCAUGAGGUCCAGGCAAACCAGGUUCAUGAGGUCCAAAUAAAUCAGGUUCAGGAGGUCCAGAUAGACCAGGUUUACUGGGUCCACAUAAACCAGAUUCAUGAUGUCCAGGCACACUAGGUUUACCAGGUCCACACAAACCAGGUUCACUGGCUUCCGGUUAAAUACCGCAUCAAUUUCAAGAUACUUUUGUACACAUUCAAGGCUACCCAUCAUCUCUCGCCUUCAUACCUCUCUGACCUGGUUCAAAUCACCAUUCCUUCUCCGUAUCUCAGAUCCUCCUCCUCUCUUUCUCUUUCCAUCCCUUCCCCCCGGCUAGCCACCGUGGGGCGCAGGGCUUUCUGUUGCUCUGCCCCCCGUCUUUGGAACUCCCUUCCUCUUGAGAUAAGAAACACCACUUCCCUCCCUCUAUAUAAGUCCAGACUCAAAACUCACCUAUUCACAUUAGCCUAUUCCACAUAAAUCUUUCCAUCCUGCUACUUUAAUUUAUUUUAUUUAUUUGCUCAACAUUUUAUCCUUAUUAUUUUGUAAAUUGUUAUGUUUGUUGUUGUUAUUGCUUGUGUACAGUGUCCUUGAGUGUUUUGAAAGGCGCUUUCUUAAAUAAAAUGUAUUCAUUCAUUCAUUCAUUCAUUAUUCAUGAGGUCCAGAUAAACCAGGUUCAUGAGGUCCCGAUAGACCAGGUUAACCAGGUCCACACAAACCAGGUUCAUUAGGUCCAAGCAAACCAGGUUCAUGAGGCCCAGAUCAGGAUCAGGAGGUCAAGAUAGACCAGGUUUACUGGGUCCAGACAAACCAGGUUGAUGAGGUCCAGGCACACCAGGUUCACCAGUUCCACAGAAACCAGGUUCAUGAGGUCCAGAUAAACCAGGUUCAGAAGGUCCAGAUAGACCAGGUUAACCAGGUCCACACAAACCAGGUUCACCAGGUCCAGGCAAACCAGGUUCAUGAGGUCCACACAAACAUGAGGUCUGACAAACCAGGUUCAGGAGGUCGAGAUAAACCAGUCUCACCGGGUCCAAACAAGCCAGGUUCAUAAGGUGCAGGCAAACCAGGUUCAUGAGGUCCAGAUAAAUCAGGUUCAGGAGGUCCAGAUAGACCAGGUUCACCGGGUCCAGACAAACCAGGUUCAUGAGGUCCAGGCACACAAGGUUCACCAGGUCCAGAUAAACUAGGUUCAGGAGGUCUAGAUUAACCAGUCUCACCAGGUCCAAACAAGCCAGGUUCAUAAGGUGCAGGCAAACCAGGUUCAUGAGGUCCAGAUAAAUCAGGUUCAGGAGGUCAAGAUAGACCAGGUUUACCGGGUCCAGACAAACCACGUUCAUGAGGUCCAGAGAAACCAGGUUCACCGGGUCCAGACAAACAAGGUUCAGACUGUGUUUAAUUUGAUGGAGAAAAGCACAGCAGUAGUCUCUGAUCUUGAGGUGCUAGAUAUCCAGGAUUUAGGUCCUGGAAAUGACUCCCAAUAUGUUUCUGUUCCUAAAUCCAUAUCUAAAUAUUGUCACAGAACUAAAACUAAACUAUAUCACAAUAUAUAAUAUAUGAUUGAUUAGUAUUACAUGAAAUGAUGCACCUUUUCACUUUACACUGAAGUUACCUGAUAUUGUUAAAUAAAAAGUUUAAUUAUAAAAAAGCUAAAGACUUUGUAUUUUGGUUAAUACCUACAUUACUUUAAUAUUUUUAAAGCUUUUGUUUCUUUUGGGUUUCUGCCAGCAACCGUAUUUGACUUCAAAUUCUGCACUUUGUCAUUUUGACCAUUUACCAUUUCUCUGAGUUAUCCUCAGUGUUCAAAUGAAGCAGGAUCAGAAUCUGUUGUUUUAAAAGUUGCAUCCUGCUGUUGUACUUUUAUUAUUCCAGAUGAUAUUUUUCUAUCCCUGCUGUGAGUCUAAACACUGAACAUCUGAAGAGUUGGCGAUUAAAAAUGGAAA
This is a messenger RNA of Pelmatolapia mariae (spotted tilapia), 5552 nucleotides long. RefSeq names its product Janus kinase and microtubule interacting protein 3 (gene jakmip3). The transcript has 24 exons. NCBI's taxonomy places the organism in Eukaryota, Metazoa, Chordata, Actinopteri, Cichliformes, Cichlidae. The record is from RefSeq and is a predicted model, not a curated record. Gene Ontology annotation, molecular function: kinase binding; microtubule binding. Bases 385 to 2913 code for a protein of 842 amino acids.